Tachyglossus aculeatus (Australian echidna) is the source of this 1419-nucleotide messenger RNA. It is a transcript of the gene MAFF, whose product is annotated as MAF bZIP transcription factor F. The coding region runs from base 189 to 635 and encodes 148 amino acids. Gene Ontology annotation, cellular component: nucleus. Gene Ontology annotation, molecular function: DNA-binding transcription factor activity, RNA polymerase II-specific; RNA polymerase II cis-regulatory region sequence-specific DNA binding. The record is from RefSeq and is a predicted model, not a curated record. The transcript has 3 exons. Lineage: Eukaryota; Metazoa; Chordata; Mammalia; Monotremata; Tachyglossidae. Gene Ontology annotation, biological process: regulation of transcription by RNA polymerase II; regulation of epidermal cell differentiation.
CCCUCGCUCCUUCCCCGGCCCCGUUUUCCAAACAACAACUUCGCCGCCCGGAGCCGAAGUUGCCUCGGCGGGCCGGGCUCGUGGCUGGCGGGGACGGAGGAGGAGAAGCCCACCCCAGGGCGAACGAAGGACGGCCCGGGGGCCGGGAAACCACGGGUCUCCAGCCCAGAGGGCCACCCGAGGCGGAAAUGUCCACGGACGGCCUAUCAAGCAAAGCCCUGAAGAUCAAGCGGGAGCUGGGCGAGAACACCCCGCACCUGUCGGACGAGGAGCUGAUGGGGCUGUCGGUGCGCGAGCUGAACCACCACCUGCGGGGGCUGUCCAAGGAGGAGGUGGCCCGGCUGAAGCAGCGGCGCCGCACGCUGAAGAACCGCGGCUACGCCGCCAGCUGCCGGGUCAAGCGCGUCUGCCAGAAGGAGGAGUUGCAGAAGCAGAAGACGGAGCUGGAGCGCGAGGUGGACAAGUUGGCCCGCGAGAACGCAGCCAUGCGGCUGGAGCUCGACGCCCUGCGGGGCAAGUACGAGGCCCUGCAGGGCUUCGCCCGCUCCGUGGCCGCCCACGGCCCCGCCACCAAGGUGGCCCCGGCUAGCGUCAUCACCAUCGUCAAGUCCGCCAACCCGGCCGCCUGCUCCUAGUCCCGCCCCUCCUCCGCCGCCCCCAAGUCCUCCCGCUCCCACCGCCCCACCUCCGCUCCCCUCGCCCUCCACGGACCGGGGGUCCCCACCCCUGACCGUCACACCGGUUGUUUCGGGGGUCGGGGCCUUGUGGUCCCCUCCCCAGCCACAGAAAUGGAGAGGUCGGUGACCGCACCUCCUCUUCCUCCCAUCCCGCCCCGCUUCUGAAAGCAGGUGUUGGCUCCCGCCUCCCUCCCGGGCCCCCCCCGGCCUAUUUAUGAAGAUGGUGAGGAGGAGGUCUUGGUCUGGUCCACCUCUGCCGUCAUCCUCUGGGGGUGGGCCCGUGAAUUUGGUGGGGAUGAGUGGCCCUCUCUCUCCCCGCCUCACGGAAGGAGGCUGAAGCCCGGUUGAUGGUCAGAUUGGGGGUGACUAGUCCCCCUCCACGCCCCUUCCGUGUCCUCAACCCUCAGGAGAGAGAGAGCAGCAUGGUGGCCCGUCAGCCGGCCCAAUACCGCCCUCGCACUCCAUUCCCUUGGGUCGACAAGAGAGGAGGGUGGAGACGGAGAUAGAGAAGGAGCGGACGGGGAGGGGGGGCAGCUCCGGCCAAAGAGGGGAGAGGGAAGACACCCCCAUGAUCACCCCCACUCCCCAGAAAGCUGAGGAUGGGCCACCUUUCAGGACAUCCACAAGCCAGACCAAGCCCAGGACUCCCCAGCCGGCAGGGGAUGGCGACCCCCCUGCCGACCCCCUCCCUCCGCUCCCCAGCCCCGGUGGGGGUGGAAAGAGCUCGGGCUUUGGAGUCAGA